Molecule: messenger RNA, 2051 nt
Organism: Manihot esculenta (cassava)
Lineage: Eukaryota; Viridiplantae; Streptophyta; Magnoliopsida; Malpighiales; Euphorbiaceae
Product: cytochrome P450 78A5
Exons: 2
Coding region: 235-1824 (529 amino acids)
Molecular function (GO): oxidoreductase activity, acting on paired donors, with incorporation or reduction of molecular oxygen; iron ion binding; heme binding
Source: RefSeq, a predicted model, not a curated record
UCUCCAUCUGCAACUUCUGAGCUCUCUCUCCUUCCCUCUCCAUCUCCUUCUCCUUGCAGAGCUUUUCGCUUCAGUGUCUUUUCAGCUUCUUUUCCUUCGUUUCAAGCCUCCAUUACUCUCAUCUUCCAGUGUUUAAAUAGCCACCCAUUUGCAUAAUUGGCAAAGCACAGUUUUAGCUUUUUCUGAAAAGAAAAAAAAAAUCUUCUUGCUUCACUCCCCUAACCAAUCACGAAAAUGUCACCAGAAUUCAUGUUUGAGUGUUUUCCUUUCAUCUAUCGUAUUGGGUCUUCGCCAUAUUUCAGUUUAGAGGCCAUUCUCUGCCUCUUUCUCUUUGUUUCCGUUUUCUCUUUCUGGCUAGCUCCCGGCGGGCUUGCUUGGGCUUUAUACAAAAUAAGGUUCAAUGUUCAAUCCCAAGCAGCAAUUCCUGGUCCUUCAGGUUGGCCUUUCCUUGGUAUGGUCUUGGCUUUUACUGGCUCCUUGACUCACAGAGUUCUCGCUAAGACCUCUCAUCUCAAAUCAAAGUCUUUGGUAGCAUUUUCUGUAGGCUUCACUCGCUUCAUUAUCUCUAGUCAUCCAGAAACAGCUAAAGAGAUAUUGAACAAUUCAGCUUUCGCUGAUAGACCUGUUAAAGAAUCCGCUUAUGAGCUUCUGUUUCACAGAGCAAUGGGCUUUGCACCUUUUGGAGAGUACUGGAGGAAUUUAAGGAGGAUCUCAGCUACCCAUUUGUUUAGUCCUAAGAGAAUCGCUUCUUUUGGCCAGUUUAGGGCAGAGAUAGGGCAGAAAAUGGUGGCUGAGAUAAAGGGUUUAGUUGAGAGAGAUGACAAGAUUGAGAUUAGGAAGGUGUUGCACUUUGGGUCACUAAACAAUGUCAUGAAAAGCGUGUUUGGGAGGAGCUAUGAGUUCAAUGAUCACAACAACGUUGAUGCCUGUGAACUUGAGGGCUUGGUAAGUGAGGGUUAUGAAUUACUAGGAAUUUUUAACUGGAGUGACCAUUUUCCCUUCUUGGGUUGGUUGGAUUUGCAAGGAGUGAGGAAGAGAUGUAGAAAAUUGGCCAGUAAGGUGAAUGUUUUUGUAGGGAAGAUUAUAGAGGAACAUAAAAUGAGGAGGGCUGACAAAGGAAGAGACUUUGAUGAGAAUUCUGAUGAUUUUGUUGAUGUGUUGCUGGAUUUGCAAGAGGAGAACAGGCUCAGUGACUCUGAUAUGAUUGCUGUUUUAUGGGAAAUGAUCUUUAGGGGUACUGAUACGGUGGCAAUACUUCUUGAGUGGAUUCUUGCAAGAAUGGUUCUACACCCAGAUAUCCAAGCUAAAGCGCAGUCUGAAAUCGACACUAUCGUCGGCACUAGCCGGUCAAUCUGCGAUUCUGACCUGCCUAACCUAACUUACCUCCGUGCCAUUGUCAAAGAAACAUUACGAAUGCACCCACCAGGUCCUCUCCUGUCCUGGGCUAGGCUAGCCAUCCAUGACACGCACAUAGGCUCCCAUUUUAUCCCUGCAGGCACCACUGCAAUGGUCAACAUGUGGUCCAUAACCCAUGAUGAGCAGUUCUGGUCGGAUCCGAAGGAAUUUAAGCCGGAAAGGUUCAUGCAGGAAGAUGUUUCCAUCAUGGGAUCUGAUCUCAGGUUGGCUCCCUUUGGUUCAGGUAGAAGGGUUUGUCCUGGUAAGGCUAUGGGCUUAGCAACUGUGGAGCUUUGGCUUGCUCAGCUGCUUCAAAACCUGAAGUGGGUGCCAAGUGAAUCUGACGUUGAUUUGUCUGAAAACCUGAAGCUCUCUUUGGAGAUGAAGAACUCCUUAGUGUGCAAAGCUGUGGCUAGGGUUUCUGCCUAAUAUCUGGAUAUGUUUGAUAUGGCUUGCUAUCAAAUCUCCUUCAUGAUUUUGGAAACCUCUGAAAUGGGGAGACUGAAAAUAAAUAAGGGAUCAAUUAGGUUUUUGUUUAUUUGCAGGGCUUGGCUUUCCGUUUAUUAAUAUCCUAAUGGUGAUAUAAGCAUGAAAAUUUUCCUUCAACUUGUAUACAAGUUUGCCAUAUGUCAAUGCAAUAUAUCAGUUUGUUUCUC